Messenger RNA from Nymphaea colorata (pocket water lily), 2879 nucleotides. RefSeq lists its product as uncharacterized. The transcript has 5 exons. The record is from RefSeq and is a predicted model, not a curated record. The coding region runs from base 955 to 2643 and encodes 562 amino acids. NCBI's taxonomy places the organism in Eukaryota, Viridiplantae, Streptophyta, Magnoliopsida, Nymphaeales, Nymphaeaceae.
UGGGUAGCUAGUUUUUCUGGUUCUUUUGUGGAACUUUUAGCCGGUGGUGACCAGCAUUUUGGAUCUUCGUUCUCGUUCUGGAGCAUUCUUUAGAAAUUUGAUCGUUCAGAGGGUCCCUUUUUGGUUCUUUUCCUGUUGUUUUAGUAAGCUAAGAAGACGGUGAAAAUUUUCCGGUUGUUUUGCUCAAAGGUGGUUUCUUCUGUGAGUUACUGCUUUCGCCCUCUGAUACGGUGCUGCUUAGGUCAAGAUCUAGUUCGGUUUGUUGCAUGGACAGAGUUGCCUUCCUUUUCAAGCAAAGAAACCGGAAGCCUCAAUUUCUUUCCUGCAAGAGCUUUGCAGGAAUCACCUGCCGAUGUCGGUGAUUCCAAGAAUGAGGUCAUGCUGAGGUUUAGCUCCAGCCUUCCCUUCUCAGGCUGAACAAGAACCUUCUCCUCACGCUUCUCUGUUUGUUCAGCAUCUCACCCUCCCUCACUUUCUGAGUCUAAUUCUGGAAAAAGGAAAAGCUAUGAAACUCUGUAGGCUGUAACGGCCAAUUGCGCAUCGAUCCUGUCAAUAACUUACUCUGUUAAUGUAGCGGGUAAACUUUCGGUCUCCCAUCUUCUACUAGUGCCAUUUCGCCUGCUUUCUGUCUUCGUUUGCUUCUCUCGUUUCUUUUGAUUCAAUUUGAUGCCAUGAAAUUAGUAGGUAACAAACAGUAUUGGUUGUUACAACAAACGAGUCCCCCACCUUACCUCUGGUUCACAUUUCUACAUCCCGUCUCCUCACUCGUCCUAACUGGGGAAAGAUCAACAGUACAUGUAUAGCUGUUCUCUGUGCGUUAACUCCAUGAUGGUACCAACGACCUCUGAGUCCCAUCAAAAACACUCUGUGGCGGAACUGUCCGUCGAUUGGCGCAUUAACAGUCAUUCUUUCGAGUUAGUCUCCAGAAAUUCUCUAUAAUAACAGACUGUGACCAUGGCGGGGCUACAAAAACGGGAAUUCAGAGGAGAAAAUAUUGACGGGAGACAGAGGCCCCUGAUGCUUAAAGAUUUCUUGAAUAAUACGAAUUCGCUGCACGUCUCAAAGAAAAGAAGACGCCACCGUCGAAGUUCCAGUGAAUCCCCUACCACCAUGGGAUCCCCUCUGGAAAUGGAAUCAGAAAGGAAUAAAAGGAUCCUCCAAGGCAGCGGUAUCGUCUCUAAGCAAGCUACGACGACCCCUUCUGCCUUACGAAAGGCUUCGGAGGUCUUAGUCAAGAUUCUUCCCUGCUCAAUCUGCACUCCAUCUCAACACGCACAUGGUACCACCAUUCUCCGGGGGCAAAGUAUGGCUCCCAUGAGGGAAUGUCAUUCCCUGAAGGGAAGCUUCUCGCGAAGACUUUCUGCGGUCAUGAGAAGCCUCUCUCAUCGUAGCCACCACAACAAAAGGGAAGCUGAAAUUCAGGUUAGAGUUCGAGAUAUCAUGCGGUGGACAUCGUCCGGGGACGAAGAAAUAAUGCACAAUGAGUACUGUAACUCUAAAGCCCUGUCUCAGAACGAAGCGCAUUUACAGAUCCCUGAUAGAACCUUGGAUUCUUUCUCAUCUUCACGUACAAGUAGUUGUACGUGGUCGGAAUGCGGGCAAGAGAGCGACGGUGCAUCAAAUUUGCAUUCUUCCAGCGACAGUUCAGUGUGCUCUGGUGGGGCUGAUGGGUUGAAGGACGAGAUGCAUUUACUGAAUUACCACAGUAAGAAAGAAGACAGAGUUGCUACGGAGGAGGGUUUUAAGUUGGAAUGCUUCGAGCGACCAAAAGCCGACAUCCCAAUUGAAUCACUUGGGUUUAACCCUGCGGUUGGGAUGCCGAUGUCGGGAGGAGGAUUGGAUUCCCUCGACAGAGCAGAUACCCACUGCUGUGACGGGCAGGAGGGUGGCAGCUCUGGUGGUAACGAGACCUGCGCAGACUUUGACGGAGCUGAUGUCCAACAGCACAAGCGUGCGGGUCAUGGAUGCAAUGAAUGUGAUGUCGAAAGGUUUCACGAGAAGGAACAAUUUAGCCCACUUUCCGUUUUGGACUUCCCUUUUGAAGAUGAAGCCACGGCAACUUUUGUGGAGAGCAUUCCAAACAUACGAAGGAUCAAACAGCAGCUACUACAGAAUUGCCAGAAUGAAACUGUUGCCGAACUUGAUCCUGUUGACCUCAAUAAAUGCUUUGAGUCAUUCAUAUUUGAGUUUCCAGUUGAAGAUUCUGAGGAUUUUGCAGAGCAUUAUGACGGUAAUAGUGGAGAUUACCUGGAUAGUGUAGUAGAGAUAGAGGAUGUAGAGGAAUGCAUAAUGGAGGUACUGAAUCAGUACAUGAAUGCAACACAAAAGAGACGGUGGGGAUCCUUUGGAUCACUGGUUAUUGAUGUCUUUAAAGAAGAAUCAAGCUUUGGAAGUCAACUGAAUGCAGAUCAGUUAGUGAAAGCUGUUACUGGACGAAUAAAAGAAUGGCUUGUCAAGGGCAAUGAAAUGGAUGAAAACAGGGAAGUUCCUCUGAAGGAAAUGGAUAUCAACCAAUACUGGAAGGGUUUUGGGAUUGAUGAUGAGAUGGCCGCAGAAAUGGAGGUUGCUGUUUUCCGCUUUUUGGUUGAUGAGCUGUUGUUUGACAUCAUGGAUUCCAAAGCAUUCGCUUCUGGAAGAAUCUGAACAAUCAGAUGUUUCAUCCAGAGUUUCACUGCCUUGACUACAUCUCUGAUUACAUGCUAUAAUGUUCAUGUGCGGCACUUUUACAUCCCUUCCUCAAGAAAUGCUCUGCUUUCUUAGAGCAGCAUAUAUGUUCAUGUUGCAGUCUCAUUCCCAAGAGUUGUAUAUAGUUGGGGACCUCAUUUAUGAGGUACAAUUUUCCCCUUCCAUCGUUAAUAAAUUUACACUCUCUUCCAGUA